AUAGGAGGAAGCAAACGAGUCGCAAAACAUUCUGUCAAAGUUGUUGCUGUUUUCGACUUUUGUGCUUAGGAAAAUUUUUUCGCUCAUUGUAAUAAAAGAAUAUUACACAAAAACAAAGAAAAUGUUGAAAAGUUAAAACCAGUACGAAACAACUAAACUUUCAUCGAUUGUGGCCAAGUGUAAUGAACAAAUCGAAAACGUUAAAUACGCAGCAACAGCCCGAGCGAAAACACGGCGUAGAGACUUUAGACAGACUGAGGGUAAACAGAAGUAGCAAAAAAGAAAGAAUAUAACAAAAUUAGUUGAAAUCGAGCAGGAAUUGUGCGUCCAUUGCCAAGUUGGGUGAAGGACAAUCUUUAUCAGAUUUACCAACGCAACGCAUUUAGCUUAGCUAACGUGCUCAACGCUGGCGAUGGAAAAUUUGCAAGGGCGUAGCUCAGGCGGUGGUAAUGAUACGCUAUUCAAAAAUAAUUCUGACACAGAGAACUUAAGUAUUAGUCGCUGCAGCAAAUCGGCGCAUGUAGGCGCUGGCUUUGGUGCAACCAAGGCUUUUGUGCCAGUGCAGGGUGAAUGUAAUUGUCUAGGUGGUGGUGGUGGUGGUGGUAGUGUCAGCGGUAGCAGCACCAGCUGGUUGUCUUGCGGCCAACAACACAUAAACAAUAACAACAAUAAUAAUUCAACGGAUGUGCAAAGCAAGUGCAAUGUCGACAUAACAACAACGACAGCGAUGACGGCCACUGCAAGCAUUGUAACAGUGGCGUUAGCAAAUGUGACAACAGAUGCGUCAUGUACCGGUAUCGGGCAAAUAAGCAGCGCUGGUGAUGGUGGUGGUGGUGCUGGAGUAGAAGUUGACAGUUGCGAAAGCAAAGCGGUUGGGGUUGUACGCACAGGCUUUGGUAUGACAGACAGCAUGAGCCUGACAGGUGCCAGUGCUAAAACUAACGGCGGCACAGAAGUUAAGCUAAAUGGUGGUACUAGCAUAACAUUGGACACACCUACAUCACCACAGGAUGCAAUGGCAGCGUCAGCAGCAGUGGCGACUACACCUAGCGAUUUCCACGCAUGUACUUUUGAUGUAUUCUCAGCAGCCGCGGCUGCAGCUGGAGCGGUCUCGCGCAGCGCCUCGCUCAACAACUCCACCGAAAAUCUAAGCUAUACAAGUGAUAAUUACUAUGGCGACGAUUUGUUGCUGUUGGAAGGCGAUGAUGAUGUAGACGAUGUGGAUGUGGAUGCCGAGGAGAUUUCACUCAACUCAGAUGACUGUGUUUACGCGUACCGCGGUGACGGUGCCGAUUUUGAUCUCGCUUUAGAUACCAUUUCCGGACGUGGCCAUGGCACUGGCAAUACCUGCAUGGUCGAUGAUGAAACGGACUUUCUUGAAAUGGAUUUUGAACCGGACCCUUUGUCAGAGGUAGAAUAUGGUUCCGUGGAGACGGCACCUGGACACGCCGAUGCAUUUCUAAUGCAACGCGAUGCCUGCCAUUUGAGUGGCCGUCAUUCGGCGACGCUGGGACACUUUGGUAGUGGCGCAGCAGCUGCGCAAAGGCUCCUCUUCAGCUCGCCCAUCGAUGAUAGUUUGCCACCGCCACCCGCUAAAACACUGCAAUCGCAACUGAUGUUAAGCAAGAACUUUGCGCGUAUCACAAUGCAUUUGGAUCAAAUCAAGGGCGAGAACGGCGACAGCGAUGCUUACGAGCAUGUGCAAAGUGAUCGCGCCACUGCACUGGGCAUGGCGGACGACACAGUGGAUGCGGUGCCAACACCCAAUGUGAUUAACACGGCGCACUCGCUGCCCAAUGCGUUGCUCUCGAAUUUCGGACGUGAUUUACUGCACGCGAAAGAGGAGGGCAAGUCCAGUCCAUCGAAAGUGACAGGCGCCAAACCGAAACGCUUCUCCACAUUUUCUACAUCCUCAUCCACAUCUUCCAAGAAUUCAUCGAAAUCGCGCAAUUCGCUGCGCUCCACAUAUGCGCUGACAACACUCUGUAAUAGCACCAGCUUCGAUGAGCGUAGCGCCAGCUGCGCCGAGUUUCGUUGCUCGGCGCCCAAGAUCGGCAUGAGCACGGAGAAUUGCAUGCGCGCCGAAACCAAUCUAGUCAGCAACACAGCCAGCGCAGCGGCGCCCAACGACUGCGACGAUCUGAGCGCCAACGACGACACCUGUCUGGAUUGCUUGGAGAAGGAGUUUCUCGCCAACACCAUUGGCAAGGCCAUCGACAUGAACGAGUGUGCGCGCUGUCGCAAGCGCAGUAGCAGCAGCAUAGCGCUCUUCAAGCGCGCCACACAUAGCGCGUCGGCAGGCAAGGCGCGCUGUCGCAGCGGCUCGCCAUUGGUGCUGCGCGACGCGCACGAUGAGUGCUUGCUCGGCACGGCGAUCGGUGAUUACUUGCAACCGCGCAGUGUGGACUGGGCCAGUUCGGCCUUCCGCGACAUACGCAUGAUGAAGGACGACAGAUGGCUGGGCGACAGCGUGAGUUGCGAUGAUAGCGGACCGUGCGCUGCCGGCGAUCCGAAGCUGAAGUUGAAACCGCGCGUGCGUACGCGUGUGCGUGCGCGCACCUGCGACGCCGAGGUGUUGCAGCAAUUCAAAAGUGAGGAGGACGCGUCGCAACAGGGACGCACGGCGGGGGGUGAUAGUUGCGGCGAGAACGAGCAUCUCUUAAAAAAUUUACUAUUGACUGAAAAGGAAACUGUUACAGUUCCCACUUUAAAUUUAAGCGAGGAGUUACUAGUGCAGGCACUGGAUAAACUUAAUGUUACAUAUAAUUUGGAACUGAUCAAAUCACAUCUCUAUUAUGUCUCGAAUACUGCUACAACGACAACAACAACAACAACAACACAAAUGCCUAUAGUGUUGGGUAAACAGAAAAGCUUGCAGGAGUUCAAGGAUUUGAAGCAUUUGCUGUUGCAUGAAUCGAAGCAGCAUGGCAACCAUCCGAAACUCAAGCGUUUGAUUGAGUUGGCCACGCGACAGCAGGUGGCGGUGGAGUUUCAGCGGGACGCCAAGGACAGCGCAACAGCAUUUGUGCCUGUCAAAGUCGCCGUUAUACUGCAGCAAUGGGUGCGCACGAAGAAUCUCAAUGUGCUCAAGCAUUUGGAUAAGCGUUUUGUCGAGGCGAAUGUUUUGGGUAAAAUCGCCAAUAUCAUACGGCAGGCGCAGCAGCGUUGCACACCGCGCCGCCCACUGCCCGAAUACAUAUUGAUACCACAGUAUUAUCCGGCUGGUGUGCUAAGGCUAACAAGAAAAACUUAAAACUCUGCACUACACUAAGGAACUGCGAUUUGUAUGGCUGUUUUACACAUAUAUUUAAUUUCAAAUAUAAAAGCAACAAAAACUUUUAUGAAUUAUUAUGCGCGCUGAUGUGGGUCACUUACUAUAAGCUCAGACAUAAGCACACGCAUAUACACACGCUAUGCUUAAACGAAUGCAAUAUUAUUACUUAAAAAAAUAAAAAAUUUAUACACACAUAUAUAGUAUAUAUAGUAACUGAUAUCGAAGCAAAAACAAAAACAAA
This is a messenger RNA of Zeugodacus cucurbitae (melon fly), 3515 nucleotides long. RefSeq lists its product as uncharacterized. The record is from RefSeq and is a predicted model, not a curated record. The coding region runs from base 413 to 3253 and encodes 946 amino acids. The transcript is spliced from 7 exons. NCBI's taxonomy places the organism in Eukaryota, Metazoa, Arthropoda, Insecta, Diptera, Tephritidae.